AUGCCCCCCACAAGCUUGGCAGUGGGAGCGCCACUCCCGCCAUUGUCGUUGUCCGAUGAGCUGUUUGCGCUAGCGGUAGCUGCGCUUCCGCUAUCCGUGGGUGAGGAGCCACCGCCAAACAAGACCGUCGAUCCCGAGGACGAAGGCUGCGAAGACGAUGUGGAAGACGAUCCAGAUGAUGACGCCGAUGAGGAUGCCGAUAGCUCCGAAGACGGGAAAAAAGUACUCGCUGAAGAGCUCGCAGAGAGUAUCUCCGAGGUGCUCGACAAAUUAGUAGUGGUAGAUUCUGUGUUACUUGGCGAGGAUGUAGCAGAUUCCGCGGCGCUCGGGGAGGAUGUGGCAGUGGCAACCGAUGAAGUUGCGGUCGAGGGCGAUGAAGUCUCUUCAGUGGUCGAGGAACUUGCUUCAUCAGUCGGCGAAGAAGACGAUUCGUUGGUUGGCGAGGAAGUUGCACUGCCGGUUGGCGAGGGAGACGCGCUAUCGGUUGGAGAUGAAGUCACAUCGCUGGUUGUCGACGAAGAUGCGGCUCCGAGUGGUGAAGAGGUUGCACCGCCGGUUGGUGACGAAGAAGCUUCGCUGGUCGUUGACGAGGUCGGCUCACUGGUCGGGGACGAUGUGGUCGGGGAUGAUGUGGUCGGGGACGAAGUCGCACCGGAUGGGGAAGAGCUUGCAGAUUCGGUCGAGCUUCCGGUUCCUACAGUAGCAGCACCAACAGAGACAUCGCUAGUAGGCGAAGACGUCGGCGCAGAUGGGCUUGCUGAGGUUGCUAGACAAGAAAUCAAUAAAAAAAAACGAAAAAGGACACGGAAUUGGAUAAUAUGA
Diplodia corticola is the source of this 822-nucleotide messenger RNA. RefSeq lists its product as uncharacterized. Lineage: Eukaryota; Fungi; Ascomycota; Dothideomycetes; Botryosphaeriales; Botryosphaeriaceae. The record is from RefSeq and is a predicted model, not a curated record. Bases 1 to 822 code for a protein of 273 amino acids. The transcript has a single exon.